UGCACCAGCGCCGAGGAGCUGGAGCAGGAGCGGAGCAAGCUGUCGGUAGACACUCUGCAGUUCCUGCUCUUCCUGUACGUCCAGCAGGUGAACAAGGUUUCUUUGCGAAGGUCUCUGAUCGGGGAGGAAUGGCCCAGCCCCAGGAUCAAGUCUCCCAGUCUGUCAGGAAAAUCUACCAGCGAGAAUAAGAACUGGAAUGAUCAGGACCACUGCGCCUUUGUGCAGAGCCACCUCUUGGAUAUGCUGGAACUGCUGCUGGAGCCAGAGCAGCUCACUGCCUCCUCCCAUUCCACCCACAGCAGCGUGGUGUCCUACGAAGCUGUCUGUGCCCUCAGCUUUCUUAUUGAAGGGACCCUGAACAAAUCCAGGACGGUCUAUCCUCUGCACGAGCUUGCCCUCUGGCAGCCCUGCCACAGGCGAAAUGGGUACUCAAAGGUCUCCAGAGCCUUCUCUUUCUCCAAGCUAGAGAGCUGGCUGCGGUCUUGCCUGACGACAAACCCUUUUGGAAUGACUGCCUGCUUCAAGUCCGGGAAGAAACUUGCAUGGGCACAGCAAGUUGAAGGAACCACCAAGAGAGCAAAGAUUGCCUGUAAUACUUGUGUGGCACCGGCGGCGUUCCCCAUGGUGAUAAUGAGCCAGGUGUACAAACAGACACUGGCCAAGAGCUCCAGCACCUUAGUGGGGGCUCAUGUAAGAAUUCAUCGGUGCAAUAAGUCCUUCAUUUAUCUCCUCUCUCCUCUCCGAUCUGUGACCAUUGAGAAGUGCCGGAAUAGCACUUUUGUCCUUGGCCCUGUGCAGGCAUCUGUUCAUGUCCACAGCUGUGACAACGUCAAGGUCAUUGUGGUUUGCCAUCGUUUGUCCCUUUCUUCCACCACUGGCUGUACUUUUUACAUUCUUACGCCUACCCAGCCUCUCAUCCUCUCGGGGAACCAAGCAGUCAGCUUUGCCCCUUUCCACACCCAUUAUCCAAUGCUUGAAGACCACAUGGCUCAGGUGGGCUUGGCCACUCUGCCAAACUACUGGGACAGCCCCAUGCUGGUGUGCAAGGAGAGCAGCGACACAAGUAUCUUCCGCCUCCUGCCACCCUCAGACUUCUACACCUUUGUGAUUCCUUUUGAGAUGGAAGGAGACACCACUGAGACGCCGGGUGGGCUUCCCCACGCGUAUCGGAAGGCGCUGAGUCAGAGAGAACAGAAGGUACAGAUCUGGCAGAAAAUGGUGAAGGAGGCAGGCCUGACCAAGGACCAGAGGAAACAGUUCCAGAUACUGGUAGAAAAGAAAUUCUAUGAGUGGCUGUUUCAGACAGGCAACCAUCAGCAGCUGGAUAGCCUUGUCCCUCCUGCAGUAGGCUCCAAGCAGGCAGCUGGAUAACAUCACAUUCCUGUGCAGCAAGAGGAAAGGAAGAAGUUCUGGGAACAGGCAGCCAUACCCUGAAAGCAGUUCUCAUUAAGACUUUGUGGACAUCCUGACUGAACACACUUGGUGUGGAUCUGA
Molecule: messenger RNA, 1494 nt
Organism: Apaloderma vittatum (bar-tailed trogon)
Lineage: Eukaryota; Metazoa; Chordata; Aves; Trogoniformes; Trogonidae
Gene: TBCCD1
Product: TBCC domain containing 1
Exons: 7
Biological process (GO): maintenance of Golgi location; maintenance of centrosome location
Cellular component (GO): spindle pole centrosome
Source: RefSeq, a predicted model, not a curated record